Dovyalis caffra is the source of this 2703-nucleotide messenger RNA. Lineage: Eukaryota; Viridiplantae; Streptophyta; Magnoliopsida; Malpighiales; Salicaceae. The record is from the annotation of a GenBank genome assembly.
AUGGGACAGUUAAAGACAAUCUUGAUGUAUCCUGAGAGAACACAUGGGGAGAUAGAGAUGGCAUGCCCAUUUUGUCGUGGUAAUUGCAAUUGCAGAAUAUGCCUCAAGGAAGAUGUAGUUGUGCUUGCUGGUGAUGAUAAAGCAGAUGCAAAUACCAAAUUGCAAAAGUUUCUGUACCUGCUACACAGGACUUUACCUCUCCUCAGGCAUAUUCAACGAGAACAGAACUCUGAAAUCUAUGCAGAGUCAAGGAUCCGUGGUAGCCAGUUGACAGAAGAGCAUGUUACAAAAUCUUUACUUGACGAUGAUGAUAGAGUAUAUUGUGACAGUUGCAGUACAUCUAUUGUUAAUUUCCACAGAAGCUGUCCCAAUCCUGAUUGUUCCUAUGAUCUCUGUCUCACUUGUUGUUCGGAACUCAGAAUAGGACUUAAGCCUGGAGGUGAUGAAGCAGAAUCUUCUCACCAACAAUAUGUUGAAAGAGUAGAUAGUCAAGAUGCACAUGUGCAUGACCAGAUUACUGAAAAUGGAAAAGGAGUUGGUUGCAAGACCCAAGUGUUCAAUCUGGAAAGUAAGUGUACUGCUGAUAUGUCAUGCGAGUUUCCUGAUUGGAGAGCAGAAAGUGAUGGGAGAAUUCCUUGCCCUCCCAAAGAACUGGGAGGCUGUGGUACUGAGAUGCUUGCCUUGAGACGUAUCUUUGAUGCUAACUUCGUUGAAGAGAUGAUUAAGAGUGCCGAGGAACUUACUCUUAACUAUCAGUCACCAGAUUUUAGACUUUGUGAAGAAUGUUCUUUGUGCCAUCAUACCAGUUCCACGGAAAAUGGAUCAAAAGAUUUUGCAGUGAGGAAAGCAGCUUAUAGGGAGAACAGUGAUGAUAACUUCCUGUACUGCCCUAAUGCUCUUCAGUUGUGUGAUGAUGACUCGGAACAUUUUCAAAUGCAUUGGAUGAGAGGUGAACCUGUUGUAGUUAGACAUGUACUUGAAAGGACUUCUGGUCUGAGCUGGGAACCAAUGGUCAUGUGGAGGGCUUUUAAAGGUGCAGAAAAGAUUAUAAAAGAGGAAGCACACAGGGUUAGAGCCAUUGAUUGCCUGGAUUGGUGCGAGGUAGGUGUUCUUUAUUUGCAUGUUGAAGUUGCAUUUUCUGCUUUUGCAAUUGUUGUUUUGCUUAUUACUGACUUUUUCCUCAUUGUGCAAUGCCUUGCCAGUAACAAUAAUGGAGGGCAAAGAAACAAGAGGGUUCUCAGUGUAAUCAGAACAAACUUCAGGACUGGUUUAUGUAAUGGUCCCUUUGCAGAGCACAUGUGUGCGUGUCCAUCAGCCAAGGUUACUAGCUGUUCUGACAGGCAGUUGGGUCAUAUGGUUCAGGUUAAUAUUUUCCAGUUUUUCAAGGGCUAUUUAGAGGGUCGUAGCUAUAUGAAUGGUUGGCCAGAGAUGCUGAAGCUGAAAGAUUGGCCCCCGUCAAAUUUAUUUGAAGAAUGUUUGCCAAGGCAUGGUGCUGAGUAUAUUUCUAUGCUGCCCUUCAGUGAGUAUACCCAUCCAAAAUCUGGCAUUCUGAAUAUGGCUACAAAACUUCCUGCUGUUUUGAAGCCAGAUUUGGGGCCUAAAACUUACAUUGCAUAUGGAUUUGUGGAAGAACUUGGUAGAGGUGAUUCGGUGACGAAACUGCAUUGCGACAUUUCUGAUGCGGAUGCUGCAAUCAUUGAUACCAGAAUACCUGAUGCAUUUUCUUAUCAAGAUUUUUUAAAUGCUUGUCUAGCUUCCUUCAAGUUGAGCAUUUUCGUCAAUGUACUUACUCAUAUGACUGAAGUGAAAGUUCCUCGAUGGCAAAGCAAAAUUAUUAAAAAAAUACAAAAGCAACAUGAAGCUGAAGAUAUGAAUAAGAGUUGUGGUGAGAUAGAGAAAGUGACUCGUAAAUCUGGAAGGAAGCAACGAAAAAGACAGCGGAAAGUUGAGAAAAUGGAUCCUGAAUUGCCUCAAAAAGAUGAAAAUAUCGAGAGUGACUCCUCACUGGAGCGGUUGUAUGUCCAGGAACAGAAACUGGAGGAACAAAGAAGCAUGUGCCAAGAGUUGAGGAAAUCAUUUGGUGUUGUAUGUGGACUAAGAUGUUCUUCUUCAGCCAAAUCUGAGGUGGCUGCUGAUACAAAUUUGGAGGCAGUUGCAAAAAUGAAUGUGGGUAUGAGGUCUGCUGAUUUAAAUGAAAGCGUGAACAGAGAUUGCAUUGAAGAAAAUCACCCCUCAGAGCUUGUGCAUGGUGGUGCUGUUUGGGACAUAUUCCGUCGGCAGGAUGUGCCCAAGCUAAUUGAAUACUUGAAGAGGCAUCAGAAAGAGUUUCGCCACUUCAGUAGUCUACCUGUGAAUUCUGUCAUUCAUCCCAUUCAUGACCAAACCUUUUAUCUAAACAAGAAACACAAAAGGCAGCUGAAGGAGGAGUUCAAUGUUGAACCUUGGACAUUUGAGCAGCACCUUGGUGAGGCUGUUUUCAUACCUGCAGGAUGUCCUCACCAAGUGAGGAAUAGACAGUCAUGCAUAAAAGUGGCCCUUGAUUUUGUAUCCCCUGAGAACGUUCAAGAAUGCAUUCGGUUGACAGAGGAGUUCCGUUUGCUUCCAAAGACCCAUAGAGCUAAGGAAGACAAAUUGGAGGUGAAAAAGAUGGCGCUAUUUGCUGCGAGUGCUGCUGUAACUGAAGCCAAAAAUCUGACUUCUUGA